AUGCUUCUAGAAGUGGAAGACGAGACACGUGAUUUUAUAACGAUAUAUAAAAAGGAUUUCCCAUCGAAGAAAGCUGGUAGACCAAAGGAAUACAGGCCACAACCCGAGUACCCUUCGCCUUUGAAUAAUUUAAAUGGCCCUUACAGGAAGUGUUUGAACACACAACGACAAAAUGAUGCUCUUACCUUAAACGAACAAACCGAGGAUCCUCAACAUGCUUUAAACAGAAUUCGCAAGAAAUAUCCGCAUUUAAAAGAAUUUCUUUCCGAAGUUGUACCAGAUGAGGAUCUAAUCGAAAGAGAGGAGAACCAACUUAAACAAACUGUGUAUCAAAUGGAUUAUUCGAAAGGAGAUUAUUCACCUCGUGCAAAAACAUAUGGAAAAUGGAAAGACAUUCGUUUAGCGGAAGACUGGAUCAUAUCGGAAACGACUCAAAGGAACUCCUACAGAAACCCAUGGAAAAUUGCAACGGAAGACUUGAUACGGCUAAAGAAAGCAAAGAAACCUCCGGACAAUUUAGUACCCAAUAGAAAAGAAAGAGAAAUUCUUCGUAUAAGAACUGGUGAUUCCGAAUACGAUGCAACGAUAGCUGCUACCGGAAAUCGAGUAGUAAAAGAAUGCUUGUUUGGUCCACCGUUACCAAUUGAGCCACAAAUAUACACUAAAGGACCCGACAGUCCACCGUCUGAAUGCUCGGAAAUUCUGGCAGACAAGAAAUUUGUACUUCCUUCUAACAUAAUCUAAUCUUUUGCCUGAUCUUUCCAUUAUCUACCAUUUUCACCAGAAGAAAAUUAUCUUCGGUAGUCACUUAUUAAAAUUAAAGAUAAGCUAUUGGUGAAGGAUUACGUUAAUUAAAUCAUCAGACACGAAUCAUUACAAAACACAACCCAUGUUGUUUUGCUUGUACAUAGCCACUUUACAAAUAUAUUAUUUCCUAUUUUCACUCGACUUAAUUAUUAAUUUACAAUAGUUCACAUUCACGCUGAACACACAGUAUCAUAUUUCACGUAAAUCUUUCUCACAUUACACUCGUACAAGUUAUUUACAAUUCUGUCCUACUUUAACACCAUUUAACAAAAUAUUUAUGUACGAAGGUGAAACAUUUCAUCUCUUUUUAUUUUAAUUUCUUUACGU
This is a messenger RNA of Bombus terrestris (buff-tailed bumblebee), 1134 nucleotides long. RefSeq lists its product as uncharacterized. The record is from RefSeq and is a predicted model, not a curated record. NCBI's taxonomy places the organism in Eukaryota, Metazoa, Arthropoda, Insecta, Hymenoptera, Apidae. Bases 1 to 744 code for a protein of 247 amino acids. The transcript has 4 exons.